Molecule: messenger RNA, 1039 nt
Organism: Triticum dicoccoides
Lineage: Eukaryota; Viridiplantae; Streptophyta; Magnoliopsida; Poales; Poaceae
Product: protein app1-like
Exons: 1
Coding region: 98-688 (196 amino acids)
Source: RefSeq, a predicted model, not a curated record
ACAAAGCAACACACCAAGGAGCCACAUCGCGCUUAGCUGGGUUCCAAGAGAGAUAGCUACUAGGUACGUAGUGACUAGCGGUCACGAGCGCGCGCCCAUGGCUUCCACGUCGACGAGCUUCGUGGCCAUGGCGCUCGUCAUGGCCGUCAUGCUCAGCACGUGCCAUGCCGCGCGCCUCCUCGCCGACGUUCCGGCCUUGCCCACGCCGCUGCUGCCCCCCGUGCCCGUCGUCCCUACAGUCCCCGCCGUGCCAGGCGGCGUCGUUCCCACGGUGCCCACCGUGCCAGGCGUCCCGACGGUGCCGACAAUUCCCACCGUGCCGGGCGUACCGACGGUGCCCACGGUGCCAGGUGUGCCGACGGUACCAGUACCUGGCGCCGCCGUGCCAACCAUCCCGGCAGUUCCCACCCUGCCAGGCGUGCCGACUGUGCCGCUGCCGGCAGUACCUGGCGCCGCCGUGCCGACAGUGCCCACUGCGCCGAGUGUGCCGACGGUUCCCACAGUGCCAGGGGUGCCGACGUUGCCAAUGCCGUCCGUCCCUGGCAUACCUAACUUGCCGCUGCCGCCUAUGCCGUCCAUCCCCGACCUGCCCAAGGUGCCACUACCGCCCAUGCCGUCCGUCCCCGGCGUGCCCAAGGUGCCACUGCCGCCGGUGCCGUCUGUUCCCGGUGUGCCGGCCGUGCCAUAGUUCCUUGCACCUCCACCGUCAACGGACUACGCGUACGUACGUGCCCACGACCGUGCAUGCACGAUUUACAAGUGUAAUAAAACUGUAACGUUCCAUCCAUAUGGUUUCUGUAACUUUUUUUUUGAGCUGCAUAUGGUUUCUGUAACUUGGUAGUAGUAUUCGUUUGAGCAGCACUUGUCUACGUCCAAGUAAAAAAGAAGUACCCACUUGUGUACGUGUGUGGUAUAUCUUUUCGGUUGGUGCGUGUGGUGGGGAUGUGUGUACUGUAUGCUUGUACGUUUAUGUGGUGCAAGACAUUGUAUAAUAUUAUUUUCAUUUGUAUCAAUAUAUACACUAUUCAUGUAGAUAUAA